Molecule: messenger RNA, 873 nt
Organism: Seminavis robusta
Lineage: Eukaryota; Bacillariophyta; Bacillariophyceae; Naviculales; Naviculaceae
Source: the annotation of a GenBank genome assembly
AUGACAAGACGAUACUCCCAACUAUGCACUCUGAUACUAGUAGCGAUAGUGGUUUUGGUUGAUGCCUGGAUCGCUCCAAGUAGCUUUGAAUUCCACCGAGGAAGAUUGGUGUUGGGAGCCAAGAAGGACGAUGGCAAGGGUGGAUACAAAUUUGGAGACCUGACCAGAGCACUGGGGAGAAAAGUGACAGGAGAUCAGAAUUAUCAGUUUGGAGACAUAUCCAAGAGAUUGGACAAACGAGCGAAAGAUGAUGUUAGCAAGCUCACUGGGAAACAGGGAUACAAAUUUGGAGACCUCAGUCGGUGGGCUGAUUCUCAGGUCAAGGAAAAAGCGGCCAAUUUUACGGGCAAAGCAAACUAUCAAGUGGGAGAUAUUUCCAAGGAAGUAGUACGCAAAGUUUGGGCAGGAGAAUAUGAUUUGGAAAAUGUGGUAUUGAUGAUUCGAGUACUCUUGCAAAUGGGAGCAAGUUUCACGCCCAUUGCUCGACUGCUUCCAGUAAAGGUUCUGCUGGAACUUCUAAACGUUGGCUUGGCUCAAGAUGUUGGAUCCAAAGUUAUGGGAGGAGUUGCUACGUCACUAGAUGAAAGAUUCAAGGAGGCCGUCACUGGCGAUUCCAAUUACAAGUUGGGAGACAAGAGCAAGGAACAACUCUCAAGUGCCUUGGCCAAGUUUACAGGCAAGGACUCGUAUUCAUUUGGUGAUAUCUCGCAAGCUGUGUCGUCCCGGGUAUCGGAAAUGGAAAAGAGUGAUGGCAAGGGUGCCACAGCAGGAAACAAAGCCUCGGCAGAACCAUUGUUAGAGCUGAUGAACGACGAAGCAUUGAAAGAAUGGGAUCGAAAGCUUUACGAGUCAAACAACAAGAAGGGCAGCUAG